This is a messenger RNA of Microthlaspi erraticum, 225 nucleotides long. The record is from the annotation of a GenBank genome assembly. NCBI's taxonomy places the organism in Eukaryota, Viridiplantae, Streptophyta, Magnoliopsida, Brassicales, Brassicaceae.
AUGGGGGAUAGUAGUGACGUUAGUAACGCAAAUGCGAAUAUUCUGGCGUCUUCGAGAAAGGUUGUUGAGAGUUUGAAGGAGAUCGUGAAUUGUUCUGAGUUAGAGAUCUAUGUGAUGUUUGUGGAGUGCGAUAUGGAUCCUGAUGAAACUGUUAAUCGUCUCCUUUUUCAAGAACACGGAGAAACCAGGGAAGAUGGUGGUGUUAAAGCUAAGAGUAUUAAAUGA